Messenger RNA from Cuscuta campestris, 2980 nucleotides. Lineage: Eukaryota; Viridiplantae; Streptophyta; Magnoliopsida; Solanales; Convolvulaceae. The record is from the annotation of a GenBank genome assembly.
AAGUUUUGCCAGAGAUAUCAACAUUAGAUGGAAUAGUACUUACAAAUUGAUUGCACAGAUCCUAAGAUAUAAAGAGGAACUUGCUGAAUUUUUUAGGGAUGAACUUCGUAUAAUCAUUAAUCCUUUUGAAUUUGUUAUUGUUGAAAAAUUGAAUGCCGUAUUAGAAGUUUUUAAUAACGCAACUCUUACUUUUUCCCAUGUUUACCAACCAACUACAAAUACAUUUUUUAAAGAGUGCAUUACAAUCGCAACAUGUUUUCGUGAAAGUAUGGCUGAUCCAGAUUUGUACCCUUAUGUCUCUCCUAUGAGAGAUAAAUGGUGUACUUAUUAUUUGUACAUUCCUGAUAUUUAUAAAAUAGGUAUUAUUUGUGAUCCACGAUUUAAGAUUGAAAAUUUUAAAAUUCUAAUUGAGUAUUACUACAGUUGUUUUUUAGAUAAAAAUAGUUAUUACUACAGCUAUUUAGUAGAAUGGAAAAAUGAAAGAGAUAAUGCUAUAACUCUUUUUGAGGAUUUGUUUAAGGAAUAUCAAGUGUUAUACGAGAUGGAAGAUUCACAAGAGAAUGGUAAGCGAAAGGAUUAUAAAACUUGGUCAACCGAAGAGAGUAACAAAUUGCUACAAUUGAUGGUUGAUGGAGCAAAACGUGGUCUACGUGAUGUUAAUGGAGUCAUUACAAAACAAACAGUGGAAAAGAAACUUCUUCCAAAACUUAAGGAACAACUUGGUUAUGAAAUUAGUUUUAGUCAAUAUCAAAGUAGAGUGAAAUGGUUUAAGAAACAAUACUCUAAUUACUCUAAGCUUCUACGCCAUAAUUCUGGAUUUGGGUGGGAUGCAACCACAAAGAAAUUCACUGCUCCUAAUGAAGUAUGGGAAGAUUACUUAAAGUCUAAUCCAACACAUGGAUUUUUUCGGACAGAUACUUUUUCAGAUUAUGAUGACUUGAGAAUCGCGGUAGGAAAUGGAACUGCAACAGGCAUGAAUGCAAUUGGCCUUGGCAAUGACACAGAUGCCACUAUAUUAGAAGUAGAAGAAGAAGAUGAAGUUGAUGGUAGAAGUUUCAACAAAGUGUUGAAGGCUUUGAAUACAAUAGCACCAGAUUUUAUGGCUAAACCAGAGACCGUACCAUACAUCAUCAAGGAGAGCACAAGGUUUUAUCCUUACUUUAAGGAUUGCGUUGGAGCGAUAGACGGGACCCAUAUUCCAGCAAUGGUAGUUGGGCGUGAAGUGAGUAGUUACCGGAAUCGUCAUGGGACUAUAUCUCAAAAUGUCUUAGCUGUAUGUAAUUUUGAUCUGCAAUUCAUUUACGUGCUUAGUGGAUGGGAGGGAUCUGCCCAUGAUUCAAAAGUUUUAAAUGAUGCACUUUCUAGACCAAAUGGGCUCAAAGUGCCAUCAGCUCCGGAUGAAGACACAACAAAUGAAACAGAUGAGAGUUUUGAAUGGGAUGAUACUCAGACACAAGAUCAACAACGAGAGAAAGCUAACGAAUGGAGAUUGAAUCUUGCAAAUCAUAUGUCGGCAACAACUAAUAGUAGUAAUAUGGAAUUCGGAUUCGGCAUCGCGGGUUCCUCCGGCAGCGGAAUGAGUUCCGAAGUUCCGGUCGAAACCACCUCGGUCGCCAUGGUUAUGCCUUCCUCACCGCUGCCCUUCGGGUCAAGUUUGGGGGCCGCCACCAUGACCUCCUUCUCGAUGCCGAGCUCGAUCUUUGGGUCGGCCCCUCGACCCAUUCCUGGGCUCGAAACCACGGGGGAUAACCCCGUUGGCAAUUUGAACCCGUUUCUCAGACCGACUAUGGCUUCGGCCUCGACGGUCAAUCCUUUUGUUGGACCUCAUUGGGCGAGCAACGGGCCUUUCCUCCAUACGCCCAAUGCAAUUGGGGCUAUCUCAGUGCCUGCUAGCUCGGUCCAAAGGCCACCGAAGUUCAAUGGCACAAACUUCAAAAUGUGGCAACAAAAGAUGAUGUUCUUUUUUACCGUCCUGGGAUUUGCUGAGUACCUGCAGCAAGAUGGGGCCCAGCUCAAUGAAGCCAACGACCCCCUUGUGGCGAUGGUGAACCAAGCAUGGUACCACAACAAUUAUCUCGCCAUCAAUAUUAUUCUUGAAGGGCUGGGAGAUACGUUGUACCCCGUCUAUGCCGGUGCCAAGCUUGCAAAAGAGCUUUGGAAUAGCUUGAACAAAAAGUAUCAAGCUGAAGAUGCCGGCACGAAGAAGUUCAUCGUCGGGAAGAUGCUGGACUACAAGAUGGUCGACAGCAAAUCUGUUAUCGCCCAAGCUGAAGAGCUUACGGUUAUCUUCAAUAAAUGCAAUGAAGAGAAAGUAGGCGUCAGCGAGGCCUUCCAAGUGGCGGCCAUCAUCCACAAACUUCCCCGGUCGUGGGAAGACUUCCAAGCCGACCUCAAGCUCAAAAGAACGGAGCUAAACCUGGAGCAACUGCUCACGCGUUUGAGAAUCAGAGAGGAGGGGCUUGCCAGAAGAGGUGGAGGGGCAAAGGCGAAUGUGGUAGAACAUCCGUCGGGCUCUUCACAUGGCGGGAAGGACAAGAAGAAAAUGGGUCCUAAGGGUGGUGUUUCAAAAUUUGCAGGGAAGUGCUACAAUUGUGGCAUUACCGGGCACCGUUCCUCCGACUAUAGGAAAAAGAAGCCAGAGAAAAACAAGAAGAAAACCACCGAAGCUAUGUGUGCAGAGCUCGACAACCUGGACCUCUGCGCAGUCGUCACCGAGGUUUCAACUUCAGAGUUAUUGCGAGUUACAUGAAUUAAUUUUCAUUCAUGUGGGGGAUUGUUGGAAAUUUUAAAGUAAAUUGGACAUUUUCGGACAUAAAUUUGGUAGGGUCCACAAAAUUAUUUUCCAAAAUAGUUAUGGACGAUUAAUCUCGUAAGUAAGAUGAACAUCUUGACAUAUGACACGUCAUAAACGGUGCUCGGGUGAAUGAAAAAUUAAUUCUCAAAGUUGAAUAUUAAGGCAGAGUAAAUGCCUUUGUCCCAC